AUGCCACCUGCAUUCUUUUCUCAUUUCAAUCCUUAUUCUCAUUUGAUUCUUUAUCCAAAUGCCAACCCUUAUCACCCACAGCCGCUAAUCAAACCAUUUCCAUCAUCAACUAAUUAUCCAAAUCUACUCAAUCCUUGUUCGUCUAUAGAGGUUGAAAAGACUCUCAUUCAAGAUUCAGAUUCAAGGGAUGAUGAAUUUGAUCAACAUAACUUGAAUGGACAAGAUGAGGAUUGGGGAACCAUUUUAGAGGUGGAUAAUGAACAAGAUGGAGUAGAUGGACAACAUGAAAUUACACCUGAAGCUCACAUUGAGGUUGAGGAGGAGGAUGAUGAUGAAAUUGAAAAUGGAAAUGUCUUCAACGAGAAUUCUACUCUUGAAGAACCCACUCGUAGAUUGAUAUUUCAUACUAAACAGGAUCUCCAAGCUUAUUAUAAGCAAUAUGGGAAGCAGCUAGGGUUUGGGGUUAACAUUCAAAGAGUAAAAAAGGAUGUGGAUGGUGGGUUUGAGAAUCUUCAAUUUCUAGAGAAGGAUUGUCGUAAUUAUAUUGACAAGGCUAGACAACUUUGCCUUGACAAAGGAGGUGCUAAGGCCCUUCGUGCAUAUUUUAUGAGAAUGCAAGUAAUGAAUGAUGGAUUUUCUGCCUUGAUGGAUUUAGAUUAUGAUUUGCGGUUAAAAAAUAUGUUUUGGGCUGAUGGAAGGAGUAGGACAGCAUAUGAUUAUUUUGGGGAUGUUUUGACGUUUGAUACGACAUACCUCACUAAUAGAUACUGCUUGUGGCACAUUAUGAGGAAAUUGCUAGAGAAGUUGGCUUCCAAUGCUCAAUACCAUAGUGGGCUAAAAAGUACACUUCAGCGUUGUGUGUAUGACUGUCAAACUGCAGAGGAGUUCGAGAAGCAUUGGGGCUUAUUUCUUGACACCUACAACUUGCAUGAUCAUGCAUGGCUGCAAAGUCUAUACAGUGAGAGGAUGCAUUGGGUACCGGUGUAUUUAAAAGAUGCAUUUUGGACAGGGAUGAGCACCACACAACGUAGUGAAAGCAUGAAUGCCUUUUUUGAUGGUUUUGUUCAUUCAAGCACUACACUUAAAGAGUUUGUCGAUCAAUUUGAUAAUGCCUUGAGGAAGAAGGUUGAGAACGAGAAUGCAGCAGACUUCCACUAUUUUAAUUGCACAAUUCCAUGCAUAUCUCCUUUACCAUUUGAGAGGAUAUUUCAACAUUUGUACACAAUUGCCAAGUUUAAGGAAGUGCAAAAGGAAAUAAUGGGAAUGAUUUGUUGCAAUGCUCAUCUUUACAAAAACAAAGGUGCAAUUUCAACGUAUCAUGUGGAUGACAAAAUUAAUACUGAUGACUUUGUCAAAUUAGUUGCAUUUUCAAUUUACUUUAAUAAAGAUGAGUUGGAGGUGAAGUGUAGUUGUUGA
Messenger RNA from Juglans regia (Persian walnut), 1416 nucleotides. RefSeq names its product protein FAR-RED ELONGATED HYPOCOTYL 3-like. The record is from RefSeq and is a predicted model, not a curated record. The coding region runs from base 1 to 1416 and encodes 471 amino acids. Gene Ontology annotation, biological process: regulation of DNA-templated transcription. Lineage: Eukaryota; Viridiplantae; Streptophyta; Magnoliopsida; Fagales; Juglandaceae. The transcript has 5 exons.